UUUGGACAGGCGCAGUCGACGUACGGCGGAGCGAGACUAGUCGAGAAGACAGCCCCGGCGAUGUGUUAAGGGACGGACUUAGACAGAUCGCACAGAGUGAGUACAGCAGCAGAACAAAGCACGUCGAGUAAUACCAGGGAGCUGUGCCAGCGGAGCGACUACACGCUUAUACCAGCCCUCAUUAGAUAGAAAUCUAUUGCACUGACUUUGUGGGGCUAUAUUUUUCGAUUUUAACCAUGUCUGUCACAAAUGGAAUGAAUGGACACAAAAGUGGCGAGGGCCUUCAGUGGAGGGUCGGUUUGGUGAACAACGCCAAGAAAUAUCUGACAGCAGAGUCUUUUGGACAUAAAGUAAAUGCUUCAGGCACAACCUUGAAGAAAAAGCAGUUGUGGACAUUAGAACAGGAUCCUAACGAGGAGGCUGUGUACCUGAAAAGUCACCUCGGCUGUUACAUCUCCACGGACAAAUACGGCAAAGUUACAUGCGAGGAAGACAUUAAGACGACGGCGGAGAAAUUCGUGGUGGAAUACAGUAAAGAUGGCAGAUGGGCAUUCCGAAAUGUGCAGUUCGGCUCUUAUUUGGGAGGCUCUGACGACAAUUUGUUGUGCUCUGCCAAGACGCCGGGUCAGGGCGAGUACUGGACCUUGCAGUUGGACAUCCAUCCCCAAGUCACCCUUAGGAACGUGAACCGGCGUCGAUUCGCUACCAUGAGGGAGGACGAGUUACAGUGUACGGAGGUAAUCCCGUGGGGGGUGGAGAGCCUGGUCGUCAUGGAAUUCCAAGAUGGAAAGUACGCCUUAAGGACCAGCGAUAACAGAUACGUCAGCCGAGAAGGAAAGUUAGACAACGAAGUCGGACAAAACACUUUAUUUACACUUGAAAUAAAAUCUGGCCAGAAUGCAGGGUUUGCACUGAAAGACGCCCAGGGGAAAUACCUGACGGCCGUUGGGGCAACGGCGACUGUCAAGUCUCGGAACAGUUCGAUCUCGAAAGAUGAGCUGUUUACGUUGGAGGUCUGCCACCCUCAAGGCUACUUUACAUCUCUCCUCAACAACAAGAAAGCUUCAACAAAGCAAGGAGUUGACGUGUCGGCCAAUCAGGAUGACGAGGAGAUUACGGAACGAGAAAUUUUCCAGGUGGAUAUGAGCCCCACAUCAUCUAAAUGGGCCAUCCGCACUGUGGACAACAAAUACUGGUCUCUGGAGAAGGCGGGAAUACAAGCAAUCUCAUCGGAAAUGUAACUCCCGAAGACCUUGUUUGACAUGGAAUGGCAAGGAGACGGAUCUGUUGCCUUAAAGGCAUCUAACAGCAAUUACGUGUUCGCCAAACCCACGGGAAGUCUAACUGCUGCUGGGGAUAGGAUCACCGACAAGGAGAAGUUCCGCUUCACUCUGACCAACAGACCAGCGGUGAUUCUGAAAGGGGAACACGGUUUUGUCGGCUUCAAGUCCAUGAACAUUCAGAGACCCGAAUACGUCUGUAACAGAGGAACGCAAGAAGUUAUUUAUAUGGAACCAGCAGAGGACGGGAAAUAUUAUUUCAAAGGUAUGAAUGGGAAGUAUUGGCGGAUCGCAGAGGAAGGAACACCUUUUGCUGACAGUGACAAACCCACUCCCUUUAUAGUAGAAUUCCGAGGCCAGUCCCUGAUCACCAUAACAGCUCCAAACGAUAAAUACCUGAAGGGAGAACAGAAUGGAAUACUGAAGGCCGUAGGCAAAGAAAUAACUGGAUCGGUGUUGUGGGAAUGCUAACUUACUCACAGACGUGUACAUAUCUAUUGUAAAUUGAGAUUUUAACGACACAUACUUGGAAGGUACCUACCUAUACGGCUGUUGACAGGUCGCCGAGGAUUUGACGGUCCAUGGACGACAGACAGACAGGUGAAUAUGCACCGGGGACCACUGGCACCUUUAUACGCCUAAAGGGCGACUGGAAAAAGUUCAGCCGAGAGAUACUUUUCGUUAUUGUUCAUAUGAUCUUGUAUUUGUUUCAUAAUCGUCAUGUUUUGUAAGCAAAUAUUUAUUGUGUUGCGCAUUGUUUUGUAACCGCCAUUUUGUUCACAUUUUCCAUAUUACUCACGUCUGCUGCUCCGAUUCAUCAAAUGGUGGUUUGUAAUCUGAUAUUACAAUAUACCCUCAUGAAGUUGUCACCUGUUCUUAUAUAUCCAUUUAAUUUUAAACAUCCGUUUAUGGUUACAACCAAAGCAGAACAGACAUGAUAGAUAAGAUGAGAUUAUCCACAUUUGUUUAGUACAACGAGGUACAGAUCUGUAUGACUUAUUUUUCUACACAACAUUUGAGACAUCUGCCUGACACUUCACCCAGUGUUGUCAUGUUGCUGAUUUAGUGUUUUCUAAGUGUGAGUUGUUAAGAACAAAGUUUUGUCAACGAUCUCAUGGCAUAGUUUACAGAUCAGGUAUAGCUGUUUACCGUUAAGGUAACGAAGGUUGAUGUUGGCCAACACUGGGAAAUCGUCGUCUAAACUCUCGUAGCUACAGAGUUACAUGUAAAUAAGUACCGAUUGGGCAGAUGUUGUACAAUAGCCUACACAAUGUCUAAUGUUACAGCAACUGGCAAACGUAUACAUAAUUCCUAAAACUGAAAUGUCAGAGCCUAGCGUGCGUGCCAGAUUUCAGAUGAUGAAUCCAUGCACAUUUAUGCUCUGCCUGUAUUCUGCGGGUAGACAACAGGGGCUUGAAAGAAAAGCCAAUCAACGGCAAAACCACCCUUCUCAAAAGACAUGAAGCAGGUUUUUAACAAGAACCCUUGCAAUUGCCAAAUCAUGUGAUGUCGCGAAGGGUUCUCUCUCUGGGGAUGUGAUAUUGACUUUUAUCGAAAUGCUCACGUCAUUGUAUAUAGAUAUUGUAUUUUUAGAACUAGCUAUUGAUUGGGAAACGCGUCUUUUGUACAUGGGAGCCGUUGUAUAGCCCAAUACUGCAAUGUAUCCGUUUGUAAUAUGGACAUCGAACUGUAUGUAUACAAUAUUCUUUCAUAAUACUUUUUCUACUAGGCUUUGGUAUAGAGUCAGUUUUACGCGUGGCUGUGGGUGCUGAUAAUUCCUGGAAACAUGCCACCCCCACCUGUGCCCAGAUCUCCCCUACCCUCGGGACUCUUGCGCUUUCUUGCCUAACUAUAAACCUGCAUCAUGAGACAAAUGUGACACUGUACCAGUGGAAACUACGAAAUAAAGCAUACUAGAAAAGAUUA
This is a messenger RNA of Liolophura sinensis, 3206 nucleotides long. RefSeq names its product protein singed-like. Gene Ontology annotation, biological process: establishment or maintenance of cell polarity; actin filament bundle assembly; cell migration. Gene Ontology annotation, cellular component: actin cytoskeleton; cytoplasm. Gene Ontology annotation, molecular function: actin filament binding; protein-macromolecule adaptor activity. NCBI's taxonomy places the organism in Eukaryota, Metazoa, Mollusca, Polyplacophora, Chitonida, Chitonidae. The record is from RefSeq and is a predicted model, not a curated record.